Molecule: messenger RNA, 1719 nt
Organism: Pocillopora verrucosa
Lineage: Eukaryota; Metazoa; Cnidaria; Anthozoa; Scleractinia; Pocilloporidae
Product: probable acyl-CoA dehydrogenase 6
Biological process (GO): fatty acid beta-oxidation using acyl-CoA dehydrogenase; butyrate catabolic process
Cellular component (GO): mitochondrion
Molecular function (GO): flavin adenine dinucleotide binding
Source: RefSeq, a predicted model, not a curated record
UCCAUUGCUAAACGGAAUGAGUAACCAACAUGGCUGUUUCUGCGAGGGUUUCGAUGACGAAAUGCACACAAUUUCGUUCGCUUUUUAAAUUGUUUUCAACAAGCACGUAUUGUAGAGCAGCGCCAAAUUUACGAAAAGAAUCGUACGAAGUAAGCCACGAAUCUAUUUUUACGGAGGAUCAUGCAGAACUCCGAAAAUCUCUCAAAAAAUUAAUCGAGAAAGAAAUAAACCCCUACGUUGACGAAUGGGAGAAUUUGAAGAGGUUUCCCGCUCAUGAAGUUUUUAAAAAGCUGGGAUCGGCCGGAUUCUUUGGAGUAAACAAGCCCACUAAGUAUGGUGGAUUAGGAUUGGACUAUUCUUUUAGUGUGGCCAUGGCUGAAGAGUUAGGAAGCAUUAAAUGUGGUGCUAUACCCAUGGCCAUAGGAGUUCAGGCAGACAUGGCAACUCCAGCACUUAUCAGGUUUGGUAGUGAAGAGCUUAAACAAGAGUUUUUAGUUCCAUCCAUUGCUGGUGAUGUUGUGGCCUGUCUUGGAGUGAGUGAACCUGGGGCUGGAUCAGAUGUUGCAAGUAUUAAAACUACAGCUAUUAAAAAAGGAGAUGACUUUGUCAUAAAUGGAAGCAAGUUAUGGAUUACAAAUGGUCUCCAGGCAGAUUGGAUUUGUCUUUUAGCAAAUACAAGUGGAGGUCCACCACAUAAAAACAAGUCUUUGAUCUGUGUUCCUCUCAAUCUACCUGGAGUCCAUAAGGCAAGGAAUAUUAACAAGCUUGGGAUGCAUUCAUCAGACACUGCAGAGCUGUUCUUUGAGGAUGUGAAAGUACCACAAUCAUACCUGAUUGGUCAGGAAGGAAUGGGGUUUCCAUACCAGAUGUUUCAGUUUGUUGAGGAAAGAGUUUUUGCUGGGGCUUCAGUUCUGUUGUCUAUGGAGAGAAUUAUUUUUGAAACUGCCACCUACUGCAGGGAAAGGAAGGCAUUCGGCAAAUCCAUUCUAGACAAUCAGUAUGUUCACUUCCGCCUUGCUGAGCUUCAAACUGAAGUUGAACUGCUCAGGUCACUUGUAUAUAGAACUACAGAUCUGUACAUGAAAGGUAAAGAUGUCAACAAGCUAGCCUCAAUGCUCAAACUCAAGGCUGGUCGCCUUGCACGAGAGGUACCUGACUCCUGCCUGCAGUUCUGGGGAGGAAUGGGUUUUACUUCAGAAGUGGAAGUCAGCCGCGCUUAUAGAGACAACCGUCUUUUGUCAAUUGGCGGUGGAGCAGAUGAAGUUAUGCUAUCAAUCAUUUGCAAAUAUAUGGGAACAUUUCCUAAGGACCAGCAAUUAUUUUAAGUUAUAUCAUGGUAGUUAAAAAUUUGUACAUAAUAUGGCCAGGAUACUAAGUCUGGCAUGAUUGCUUGUCACAAAGGUGUAUCUAUUCCUGCCAUAAUGUGACAUUUGGUUUUAUAUUUGUUAAGAAAAUUGUAUAUUUGUGGCUUCCAAACAGUAUAAACAACACCAACCACUGUCAGUGGAAGGUCACAAAAUUGUCAGCUUUUUUCAGUAUUCUAGUACCAUUGUAAUGCAUUUAGUUAUGGUACCUUUGGACUAUAACAUAUUAUUUAUGUGAGUUAUCCUGGUAAUCUUUUCCUUACAGUUGACAUGAAGCCAGUGGUUCCCAUAGAGCUAUCAAAAGUUAUAGUGUACCUCUGAUAUAAUUCUGAAAAUUACAUUGUUGGUUAAAAGA